This is a messenger RNA of Phaethon lepturus (White-tailed tropicbird), 1683 nucleotides long. It is a transcript of the gene PLAT, whose product is annotated as plasminogen activator, tissue. Gene Ontology annotation, biological process: smooth muscle cell migration; plasminogen activation. Lineage: Eukaryota; Metazoa; Chordata; Aves; Phaethontiformes; Phaethontidae. The record is from RefSeq and is a predicted model, not a curated record. Gene Ontology annotation, cellular component: extracellular region. Gene Ontology annotation, molecular function: serine-type endopeptidase activity. The transcript has 13 exons. The coding region runs from base 1 to 1677 and encodes 558 amino acids.
AUGUGGAAAACACUCAGAAUGGAGGGCAAACUCCCAUGUCUCCUCCUGCUGGUCGGAGCAAUCAUGACUACUCCAUGCCCGGGCUUACGCAUACGUUUCAAACGGGGAGCCAGAUCUAGAGCCAUUUGCACAGACAAUUCAUCUGGAGAAAUUUACCCGCACAGGGAGACCUGGCUGAGGCUCUCAGGGAGCAGAAUAGAAUACUGUAGGUGCGACAGUGGUCGGAGUCGCUGCCACACUGUGCCUGUCAGAGCCUGCACUAGAAAUAAAUGCUACAAUGGGGGCCAGUGUUCACAGGCAUAUUAUUCCCCACAGCUCUUCAUCUGCCAGUGCCACCAAGGUUUCUCUGGGAAGCAGUGUGAAAUAGAUACUGAAGUUAAGUGCUACAAAGAUGCUGGAGUAACAUACAGGGGUAUAUGGAGCAUGACAGAGAGCGGAACUGAAUGUUUAAAUUGGAAUAGCAAUGGCUUGGUGGGCCGGAUGUACAGCGGCCAAAGAGAGGAUGCUGCUGAGCUGGGAUUGGGCAAUCAUAAUUAUUGCAGAAACCCAGAUGAAGAUUCCAGACCUUGGUGCUAUAUCUAUAAAGGGGGAAAGUACAUCUGGGAACACUGCAGUGUGCCCUCCUGUUCAAAAGCUGGGAAUAUCAACUGCAAAUCUGGAAGAGGCACAGAUUACCGAGGCAGCCACAGUGUUACCAGUUCUGGAGCUACCUGUUUGAGGUGGAAUUCUCGAAUCCUUAUCAACAAGUUAUAUACUUCUUGGAGAAGAGAUGCUUACCAGCUGGGCCUUGGUAGUCACAAUUUCUGCCGGAAUCCUGACAAUGACAGCAAGCCCUGGUGCCAUGUACUGAAAGGAAAUCAGCUCACAUGGGAGUACUGCACUGUGCCCACUUGCUCCACCUGUGGUUUACGGCAGCGCAGUGUACACCAGUACAGGAUCAAAGGUGGCUCCUAUGCAGACAUUGCAGCUCACCCAUGGCAAGCUGCCAUCUUUGUGAAGUAUCGCCGAGCACCCGGAGAGCACUUCCUCUGUGGAGGAAUUCUGAUCAGUUCCUGCUGGGUUUUGUCAGCUGCUCACUGUUUUGAGGAAGGCUUUAGUACAAAUCAGCUGAAGAUUGUGCUGGGUAGGACUUCACGAGCAACUCCUGAGGAAAAUGAACAAAACUUUCAAGUGAAGAACUACAUUGUGCAUCAGAAAUUUGACUCAGAAAAUUUCAACAAUGAUAUCGCUCUGUUGCAGUUGAACUCAGAUGCAGAAAACUGUGCUAUUGAAACAGACACUGUCCGUGCUGCCUGCCUCCCAACACCAGAACUGCAGCUGCCUGACUGGACUGAAUGUGAGAUCUCUGGUUAUGGCAGAAAUGAAGAAUUUUCUCCGUUCUAUUCAGAGCACCUGAAAGAAGGCCAUGUCAGACUGUUUCCAGCCAGUCGGUGCACAGCACAGCAUCUAGACAACCGGACAGUUACAGACAACAUGUUAUGUGCAGGAGACACAAGGCACCUUGAUGAUGCCUGCAAGGGUGACUCUGGAGGGCCUCUGGUCUGUAUGAAGGAUGAUCGUAUGUAUCUAAUUGGAAUCAUCAGCUGGGGAAUAGGCUGUGGCCGCAAAGACAUACCUGGCGUUUAUACAAAUGUGAAUCGUUAUCUUCACUGGAUUCAGGACAACAUGAAACCCUGAGAAAGA